UGGUUCUCAGGCAAGACAACGGCACCCAUGAAUCUACUGCCGGUGCCAUUUUGCCUGAUGGCUUAAGCCAGCCCCUGAGAGGAAUGCCACAGCCAGUCAAGUAGGGACCAUGGGGAAAUUGCGGGAGAGCGCCGCCCUGGCUGGAGCGCACCAUUUCCUCGCGCGGAUCGAGCAGCACUCGCUCGCCCCGCCCCUUCAGCUUUUGCUCUUUGGAGUUCGCCGCCGCGGGUGCGCGAAGUGCGAGCUCCCUCGUGAGAAGGCGGCGGCGGCGCGAACUCCGUGGCCAGACGGCGACGGAGCGGCAGAAAUGAGCCAGCAGCUAGUCAGCGCUCCGCUUCUUACGCACGGCGGCGUUGGCGUUGUGCGGGGCGCUAACGCAGACCCAGCAGGGCUGAGGUUGGCGCCGAAAUGGAAGCCUUAGAGGACAGGACCCAGAAAGCUUCACAAGGAUGCAGUGCUGAUCUGAAGGCAGCUGUUGAGGUGAAGGAGAUCCGUUGCCCUCAUUCAGAUCUUGUCCAAACCUCUGAGUUCAGCAUAGCAAUGUCUUUGGGGCACUUAGCCAAGGGAGCCAGCCUAGAUGACCUUCUUGAUACUUGUAUUCAUUCUUUUGAUUCGGAAGGAAACCUAUUAAAAAAUUUCCAGCUACUGAAGGUAACAUUGACCAUGCACCGACUUAUCAUUUCCUCCACUGAGAUGCUGCGAAAACUAAUUGACCUAUACCUUGAUGCUUUGGAAAACCAUUCUUCUUUCCUUUGCCAUAAGAUAUGUUACCUUGUAAGGUAUUGGAUGACAGAAUUCUGGGUCAUGUUCAAAACAGAUUCCAGUCUUACUAACACAGUGGAGGAAUUUCAGGAAUUGAUGAGAGCUAAUGGUGAGGAGUUACACAGUCGCCUAAUUGACACAUCUCAAAUAAAUGCUCGAGAUUGGUCUAGAAAGAUCACUCAACGUAUAAAAUCCAAUAGCAGUAAGAAACGCAAAGUUUCACUUCUCUUUGAUCACCUGGAACCAGAGGAGUUGUCAGAUCACCUUACCUACCUUGAAUUUAAGUCCUUCCGACGAAUAUCAUUUCCAGAUUAUCAGAACUACAUUAUGAAUGGCUGCGUGAAGGAAAAUCCAACAAUGGAGCGCUCAGUUGCUCUUUGUAAUGGUAUUUCACAGUGGGUGCAGUUAAUGGUGCUCAAUAGACCAACGCCACAGCUUCGAGCUGAAGUAUUCAUCAAAUUCAUUCAUGUGGCCCAGAAACUACAUCAAUUACAGAAUUUCAACACAUUAAUGGCUGUGAUAGGUGGUCUUUGCCACAGUUCCAUCUCCAGACUUAAAGAUACAAGUUCUCAUGUUCCUCAUGACAUCCAUAAGGUAUUUAAUGAAAUGACGGAACUGCUGUCGUCCUAUAGGAACUAUGAUAAUUACCGGCGGGCUUACAGUGAGUGCAGUAACUUUAAGAUCCCUAUCCUGGGAGUACAUUUGAAAGACUUAAUAUCCCUUCAUGAAGCCAUGCCAGAUUACUUGGAAGACCAAAAAAUAAAUAUGCAUAAAUUGUAUUCUUUGUACAAUCAUGUCAAUGAACUGAUACAACUGCAAGAAAUGGGCCCUUCACUAGAGGCUAACAAGGAUCUUGUUCAUCUCCUCACACUGUCCCUUGAUCUUUACUAUACAGAAGAUGAAAUUUAUGAACUUUCAUAUGCACGAGAGCCAAGAAGUCACCGGGCUGCACCUUUGACACCUUCAAAACCACCAGUAGUAGCAGACUGGGCCUCUGGUAUAGCCCCAAAACCUGAUCCAAAGAUCAUUAGCAAACACGUUCAGAGAAUGGUAGAUUCAGUCUUCAAAAAUUAUGAUCAUAAUCAGGAUGGAUACAUUUCUCAGGAAGAAUUUGAGAAGAUUGCAGCAAGCUUUCCUUUUUCAUUUUGUAUAAUGGACAAGGAUAGGGAAGGUCUGAUCAGCAAGGAUGAAAUAACAGCUUACUUUAUGAGGGCCAGCUCGAUCUAUUCUAAAUUAGGUCUUGGCUUCGCCCACAACUUCCAGGAGACGACUUACCUAAAGCCUACCUUCUGUGACAACUGUGCUGGAUUUCUCUGGGGAGUUAUUAAACAAGGAUAUAGGUGCAAAGAUUGUGGGAUGAACUGCCACAAGCAGUGCAAAGAUCUGGUUGUAUUUGAAUGUAAGAGACGAUCCAGAGCCACAGCUGUGGAUAACAGCCCUGCUUCUGCCCUUGCAUCUAGCCUCUGUCCCAUGGGACUCAAAGAGCACAUGCAUGGGCUGGAGGACAGUGGAUUUCCCUUUGCUAAUGGAGAAGUGAUUGAGCAUAAUGAAGAGAGCAAAGACAGAACAAUUAUGCUUAUGGGAGUGUCACCUCAGAAGAUCUCAGUGAGGCUAAAGCCAGCUGUGGUACACAAGGGCGUACAGACUGACCUGGUACAUGGCGAUGGGCUCACCAGACAUCAAAAAGAGCCAGCAAUGCCAUCUGAAACGGCUUUUCUCCAGCCUACUCCUUUGUCUCCAUGUCCAAGCCCUGUUCUUGGUCGCAAAAAGGCAUAUGUAAAAUGGGAAAACAAGGACUUUUGUCAAAAAGCAAAGGAAGAACUAUUUUCUCAAAAACCCUCGUACCAGGAACUAGAGCAGGAAAGAAACAUUCUUACAGCAGAGAAUGAAGCAUUAAAACUGAGGCUGAAACAGGCACAUAAGAGAAUUGAAUUGCUCAGCAUUCAGAGAAAUCAUCUAUUUGGCAAUAUAGACCAUGGACACUGCUUGUAGCCAAGUCAGGCGCUCUUCUUAGAAGACUGUGAUGCUGAAGGGCCCCUUGAGGCUGAUGUACCAUAUGCAGAGUCACGGGUUUUAAACAAAGGUAUUCCUGUUGAGUUGUCUUGUUCGGAUUGUUAACAAUGCUCAUGGAUGUGUGCAUGUUCUGUAAACAUAGCUUGCCUUCUGUUUGGUUGGAAUUAUGUCAUUUGGAAUUCCUCUUAAUAAGGGCAAGGAGAUCCCUUAUGGUCUUCGUAAAAGUUUGCCAGAUUCCAUUGCCAAAGAAGAACAAAUAAAAGCAUUCCUCCAUAGCCAUUUCCAUGACUAGAAUUGGAAAUCCCAUGUGAUUAAGAGCAAGUUUUCUAAGAAAAGGUACAAUUUCAUCUCAAAGUUAGCUCCACAUAGAUUCGUGUGUGUGUGUUUAAAUGCAUGUAUACAUGGGUGUGGAAGCCCAGAUUUUCCAACAUAGCACAAACCUGAAAAUGAAGUUAUUUUCGACAGGGCGGGGGGGGGAUAUAUGCUGAUAGAUGUUUUCAUGUUCCUGCUUGUAGGCUGCAAUAAAGCAAUAGAAACAUAGAGCAAGAUUCAGCCAAAACGAAGUCCUAUUGAUUUCAAUUGUAUAGAGUUAAGCAUAUGACUAAUUCUUCCAUUGACGUUAAUGAAUCUCAAAAGUGCUUCACUUCACUGAUGUUAUCCUGUGUUACUCUUGCUAGACAUUUAUAACUUCAGAGACCUGAGUUAACAUCCAAACUAAGUUACUCAGGAGUACUACUCAGGAGUUACUCUAAAGGACUGUUUAAUUUCAUUAGGGCUACGUAGGAGUAAUUUAGUUGGGAUGUUGGCGCCAACCUCCCACUCCUAUCCUGGCAGAUUUAAUAAGCCAAGGUAGACAUGGCUCAAAGGCACUAGUAAGUCUUGCCAAGAACCUCAUCCCCAUCUUCAGGUUGCAAAGGCUGACUAGAUGGUGCUCUGGUGACAAUCAAAACGGAUUCUUAAUUAUGGCUGGGUUCAGCUAUAGUGUGAAUCCAUAGUUUUAGCUAGCCCCUAGUUUUGUGUGUAAUGUCUGAACCCUAGCCUGUCCAUGAACCAAGGUUUGUUUAGAAUAUACGAACCAGGAUCUGAAUUUAUGGUAUGAAUUUGGUUUGCAAACCACAGUUAGUGCUAGCUGUUUAAUGUUAUUUCUGAAUUCACAAACAAUAUGUAAACCACAGUUAAGAACCAUCGCUCUGCCUCCAGAGGCUGCUGCACCAUUACACUGGGAGUAAACUUAUUACCUUAUAUGAAUCCUGAGUAGAUGGGAAACAAAAGCAGACAAGCAACUCUAAAUCAUAGUUUGUCUGCUGUAUGUCCAGAACCUCAAACCAUACUUUUGUAUUACUGUAUGUCUGAACCCAGUGUUGUCCAGUGUUCCCUCUAAGGCAUGUUCAUGUGUGCACUCACAGGUUUUUUUUAAAUGUCUGCUCAGUUAAUUUUAGAUGCCGCUCAGGUUGAAUCAGGAAGGCCCCAUUCUAAAUGCACACACGCACACACUGCCUUAAUACUGCUGCCCAGAACAAAACUCAUUCCACCCACAGAUGAAAAAGGUUAGAGGGAACACUGGUGUCAUUCAAAUUGGAGUGGAUGGUAGGAUGUGCACAAGAGAGGGAUUCCUGCAGGAUUGUGCCAUAAUUGAUUCCUGCCCUCCCUUGUGGAUUGUUUUCUUCUUGGUGAGCAAUUAGGAGUAAACCUUGGGUUUAUGUUCUCCCUCUGUGUGUUGUAUCCCAGGAAAGCAAGCCAAAGGGCUGUUCAUGCUCUCUCCCUUUACAGGAUUUGUGUGAGUCCAAAUAGGCCUUGAGAAAUCAACUUAAUGCUUGAUUACUUUGCAAAUCAUGCAGGACAGGCAUCUUUAGUGGGCCAGUCCUCAUAUAGGUUUUUCAGGUCAGUGAGUCUGUUCACAUGCAAGUCAGUUGUCUGCAAGUCAGUGAGGUUGUCCCCAUGAGCAGCCCUACCUGGGCUUGCAGAGCCCUACUUGGGUAGGGCUGCUUGUGUGGAGUGCUGGGAUCGAGCUCAGUCCUGGUGCUUCCUCGCCAAGUAACCAGGGUGUCUCUGCUGGGCUAUUACCGAGGUAAAAGGGCAUGAGUGCCUGGUUGUGUGUCUGCUUGGGCUGCCUGCAGAUGGAAAGCUACAGAAGCUGGGUGCUUAGAGUGUCCGGCUUGUGGGGAAAUCCCCCAGUGCACCACACUCCUCACACAGAGAGAGCACUGUGGGAUUUCUGGAAGCCAGGCUGCAUUUCAACAGCCUACAGAACACCUCGUCGCAGCGUCAAUCAUGUACACAGCCAAGUAAUGCAGAGAGGAUUGCCGCAGUUGUGUGGGGGAAGGUAGGUAUAAUCCUGCCUUCUCCCUAGCCCCAGGGAUUUUGAUUGUGUGAACGACCUUAGGGAAUGUUCUUCACGGGACAAGUCCCACAUUUCCCCUUCUAAACAUAUGGAGAAUCUGUCCAACAUUUCCACUGUAUACAAGCUGUGGAUUUUAUCCCAGGUGGAGGCUGUUAUCCAGUGGGAAUGCUUCCACAUGAUCAUGGUUUUACAGGACCAGUGAAGGCCAUCUUGUAUUUUAAAGCAACUUAAAUCAUCCUGAAGUCUAGGGUGCAAUCUUACAAAGCUUGUACAUUUUGAGCUUAGUAGGAAUGUACUUGAAAUUGAUUUAGUGUUCUGUUCCAAGUUUGGAAUGGAAUGCUAAAUCCAUGGAACGUUCCACUGGAACAACCAAUUGAGCUGGUUGUUCCGACAGAAUGGCCUGUUUCAAGUUGGAACAUUCUGAGCACCGUUUUGGAAUACAAAAUGACACUCGGAAUGCUUUGACAUGAAAUGGGUUCUAUUUCGAGUUCACAGGCCCGUCAUUUGAAGAGCAUUCUGUUCCAAGCUUGGAACACUCGAAACGGCCCGUUCCAAUCGUGGGAUGUUCUGCACAUCCCUAGAGUGAUGGAUUUCGGCCACAUCCCUUUGUGAUGGAUUUCGGCCUUUGUCAUAAUUUCUGUAUUUUCUCUUAUGGAAUUUAGGAUGCUAGACAGCGUUAGUCACUCUGUUUUUAAGUGAAUGUAAUUUUAAUUCACUUGUGUGCUUGUCCCUUACCAGCAUUUCUGCUUUGUCUUUAAAUAGGUGAUAGUUCUAGAUUGCCUUGUAUAUGAGUAAAAAAAAUUUGUUUACUUAAAAUUUCUUUUCACGUGAAUCCUGCUGCCAGUCAUUUGAAGCUUCUCCCCCUGUAAAUGUUGCAACGUGUCUAUUACACCUACUUUGGGAUAAGACAUUCCCUCAUUUACCUAGUCCAGUUUUCAUGCAGUGGUAUGGUGGUUUGUAGUGUAUAGAGGUCCAAUAAUGUACUUGUAUUCACAAGUAACACAGAAAGCACAAAAGAUUGUUGAAAUGUAAAUGUACCUCCUUUCACAGCCCUCAACUAAAUGUGGUGCAGUUGUUAGUAUGUUGAGUUUUGAUAUGGGGAUUUGGAUUCAAAUCCUGGUUCAGAUAUGAAGAUCUCUGAAUGGCCUUAGUUACUACGUCUCAGGCUUACUUCAUAGGUUAGGUUAAGCUGGAGUUACAAAGCUAAAAUACUGUUCAUGGAGGAUGGGUUGGAUUUAAAUUAACAUUUGUGAAAACUGGAUUAUUGCACACUCAGCAUGCAUUAGUAAGUCAAUCCUCUGGAUAAACUGAAUAAGAGAUAUAAAGGGCACUUUUAGUGUUGCUUGUGAAAAUUACCUGAGAUUUCCAUUUCAUAAUAAUUCUAGAACUUACAGAUAAAUGAUACACUAUGAAAUAUGGCAUUGGCAUCAGGAAUUUGUGACCUUUUGUAGCUGGUGUUUAUAUUUAUUUACAAUCUUUGUUUAAAGCUUUGCUUUCAUAUGCAUUCCAUAAUUUAUUUUUACAAGAAUGAAGUAUUGUGUGCCAAAAUAUGGUGGUAUUUGUACUUUGUGUUCCAAUAUAUGUAUGUUUACUCUUUUUGGAGUAAUUUGAUGGUUAAACAAACUGUUUUGUACUUUCAUUUGUACAAGUUGUAAAAGCUGAAUCUACUUGUAAGAUUCUGUAUUUAAGCAGCUGCUGUAAUUUUAUAUAUGUGCAUUUCAGAAACUGGCUCCAAUUUCUGCUGUUAGAUCUGAUAGAUAGGUAAUGUAACUACACUUUUCUGACUGUAAAUAUAUGUAUAAUAUUUAGUUAGCCAUGCACGAUUUUUCUAAAGCAUCUGUGAACUGCAUUGAAUGCUAGAAAGUUACACACUAAAAAUGACGAAUGCAGGAAACAUAGAAUGAAAACUAAACUGACACAUCUGGCUAGUGUCUAUGAUCCUUUUCACAUUAUUGUCAUGACUGUGUUCAUCUUCCAGGUACAGCUCAGCUCUUCCUCAUGUGCAAGCCCAUAUAGGAUCCCAAUCCAAUCCAAUCUGGCAAUAGUUUACAUAGAGUCUAAUUCAGUUACAUUUUUUCUCCAGGUAAAAUUUGUCUGAAAAACUUUAAACUUUCUAAAGUGAUUGAACUGAGGUCAUGGACCUGGAGGCCACCCUGCAAGAAGUUUUGGAUAAUGGUGUCCUCAAUAUGCAGUUGAUAUUACCCAGUUAGAUUUUGACACUGUCAAUCCUGAUGACGCAGUGGGGUCAGUUAUUAGCUGGAUCAAGGCUACCCAACAAACCCAGUCCAUAUAAGAUGUUUAUGAUCUGGAAAUAGAUAGAACUGUCUGCCUUGGGUGAGAUCACACUUCCCCUAAAAAAGCAGAUAUGCAGCUUGGCAGUGCUUCUGAAUAUACUGUUGCUAGAUGGUAGUCAGGAAACAGCUAAGCACAGGAGUGCAUUUUUUGUACUACGCUUGGUGCACCAGUUGAGUCCUUUCCAGGGUCACAGAUUCCAUCAUACAUGCCUUGGUAACUCCUAGAUUAGAUUAAUGCAGUGAGCUCUAGGUGGGGCUGCCCUUGAAGAGUGUGCAGAAACUUCAUUUGGUCCAGAGUGCAGCAGCUAGUAGGGAUGUGCGAACUGGCUCAAAAUUAAGCCAGUUUGUACUCUAAUUGGUAUGGUUUGAGGGCUCGACCUCAGACCGAACUGGGUCUGGUCCGAGGUUGAACCAAACCUCCCAGGCUGGUUCAGGCCUGGUUCAAGAGUGGCGGGGGACAUUAUCAUUUCAUUUUUAAAAUGUUUUAAGUUACCACCACUGAGGGCUGUGGUGGCCUUUGGGGAUCCUGUGGCAGCUGCGGAGGGGGUCCCUCUGGCAUCUCCAUCAUUUCGGCCCUGUUUGCGUGAGGGAAGGGGACCACCAGAGAACCCCCCAAGGCUGCCACAGCCCUUGGUGGUGGUAAGUUAAUCAUUUUAAAACUAAAUUAUAAUGUCCACCACCACCCUCAGACUGAGCCCAAACCGGUUCUAAUUUGAACCAAACCGGGCCAAGCUCGAGUGGUGCCCAAACUAAACAUGCCCAGUCCAGUUUGAAUCAGAUCUGGAUUCGAACCGAACUGGGCAAAGCGUUUUUUUGCACAUCCCUAGCAGCUAGGUCAUAACAGAAUCUCACUGAUAGGAACAUAUUGCAUAGGCCCUUAAAAAGCUGCAUUGGCGCUGGCAUUGACAUCUGAAGCUUGGAAUGACUGGUUAUCUGAAGAAAUGUUUCAUCCACUUAUUCCCCACUCUGAUCUGAUGAGGCAAUCCACCACUAUCUGAGGUAUGACAAGGGACAAGCAAGACUAGAGCCUUUUUGAAAGGAGCUAUGCCUAGGAUUUCAUCCUUUGUCGUUUCAGGUCAUGUCUGACCCUUUAACUCUUCUUAAUUUGGGUGAUUUUGUGUACAAUGGUUAUGUUCCUGGUUUUUCAUCUCCUUGCCCUUAGCUUGGCAAAAGCUAGAUAUGCUUAAGAACACAGGCAUCAUGCUUUUAUAGCACAGGGUACUAACUGAAGAUCCCAUAAGCUUGUGUCGUCAGCAUGAUCUUCCUAGUAUGCUUUCAGAAGAAGACUCAUUAUUUCUACCUGUAGUAAUAUCACCAUUUUAACUGAUCCUAGAAGCCAAGGUUCUAUAUAGUAAUUGCUUUUUCUUUCCUGGUCUUUUCUGCGGUGUCCCCUGCAUCUUUCAUGGAUGUGCUGGAAGAGGCUUACAGCCUCAUUCUAUGUUCACUUUGAAGCAAAUCUCAUUAAGAUCACAGUCUUCUCCCCACCUCACACUCUGCCUGAGUCACACUCAUUUGGGAAGGAAAAGGAGAAGCCCCCAUGGCCAUCCAACCUUAGCAGCUGUAGCUAUCUUUGCAGCUAAAAGAAAAAGUAAUUUGCUGCAUUUGCUUUUCCAGGUGGCUGCCGGCUUUCUCACAGCAGAAAUAGCCACAAUUGCUAAGAUCUGUAUGGACUGAAGUGAGGAAGGCCCCAAAAGAGCUUUACUUUUUUCUUCUUUCCGCAUGAAGCAGAGAGAAGGUUAAAAUCAGUUACAUGUGUAAAGGUCCAUGGAACUCAACUGGACUUGCUUCUGAGCAAACUACCUGUGCUUAGGCUCUAAUCUUUCACAUGCCUUCCCUACUCCCAGCUGAUGCAUGUGCUAUUUGGGGCGAGGGCACAAGUGCCAUAUAACCAAUUUUAAUAAAUACUCUAUGUUAAGAAAGGCACUUCCAGGGCCUUCAAUGCACUUGUCACUGUUCAAGCUAUCAUGCUGUAUAUACUUACAGCAAACAAUUGCCUGAGCCUUUGAAAAACAGUAUGCAACCAUUCAGCUGGCCGUAGCAUUGUCAUAAUGCUCAUGCUCUUCAUAGCAAAGUGUUCUGGCAUGCACACUUCAUUUGUACUAGAGACACAUGUUUGGAGGAUAGGUCUGUAAUCUUACGCUGAGACUAGCCAUCUAAGACUUUGUUGGCUUGAACAGGUUGGACAUACUGGAAACAAAUGGCCAAAAAUAUAAUUUAUGUUGCAAUAGCAGUUUUAUGUUAUUGUCUGGAGGUAAUCUGCUUAAAUCUGACAUAUUUGUAAAACUAUGACAAAGGAACUGCCUUUCAAGAUGUACAAUAAAAGAUGAAGUGCCGUUUCUUUAAUAUUUAUUAAAAUUAAGUUGCAGUGUAA
This is a messenger RNA of Hemicordylus capensis (graceful crag lizard), 9781 nucleotides long. It is a transcript of the gene RASGRP1, whose product is annotated as RAS guanyl releasing protein 1. NCBI's taxonomy places the organism in Eukaryota, Metazoa, Chordata, Lepidosauria, Squamata, Cordylidae. Gene Ontology annotation, molecular function: calcium ion binding; guanyl-nucleotide exchange factor activity. Gene Ontology annotation, cellular component: plasma membrane. Bases 409 to 2754 code for a protein of 781 amino acids. The transcript is spliced from 17 exons. Gene Ontology annotation, biological process: positive regulation of GTPase activity; Ras protein signal transduction. The record is from RefSeq and is a predicted model, not a curated record.